GCGCUACCAGCUUUUUAAUAUAAAUAGUCAUCUACUAUAUAUGACCGUUUACUGUAUAUGACCAUUUACCGUAUAUAGCUUUACUAUGCAUAACAAUUGAGUAAGUUAUAAAUAGGCAGCAAACUCCAUAACCCAACAAUGAUACGAUCAGUAGACUCCAUAACCCAAGAUAUGAUCAAGUGAUUGCCCACAAUAUGUAACUUUUCAUUCCUUUGCUAAAAUAUUCUUAUUUGAUAGAAGUGGAUUCUUGAAGCAUUUAUAAAAUGCAGAACAAGCCAGAAACUAUCCAUGUCACAUCCAAUACUUAAAUGACACACAAUAUUUAAAGGACACGCUACUACUUUGAUGAAUUUUAUAUAAGGAUACAAAUGUUGGUGCGUUGAAAUAGAAUGUGCAUAUCACAUUUUGGCGAUGUCAUUUUAAAUAAUUCUAAUCCCUUUCCUUUUUUGUUUCCUUCCUAUAAAAGAGUCCUCUUAUCCUAUGUUUUGUGCUUCCCUAUCAGCUCACAAUCUCCUUGUAAACCUCUUCAGAUUGCUUAUAAUUUUGAGUAUGAAAAUCUCGGGAGCCCAUUUUCCAGAACCUGAAAAGUAUGGCAUGAUCCAAAGCCUCAAUGUCAAUGAAUUAUUGUCUUAUAUUCCUCUUAACUCAGCCUCUACUACUGAUGAAGGUGAUGAUCAGAACCAGAAGACUAGGAUCAGCGUUGAUGAGAGGAGGCGGAGGAGAAUGAUAUCAAAUCGGGAAUCGGCAAGAAGGUCACGGAUGAGAAAACGGAAGCAUCUUGAUGAACUUUGGUCACUGGUGGUUCGGCUUAGGACAGAGAAUCAUAAUCUUAUGGAGAAGUUGAAUCAGUUAACGGAGUCUCAACAGCAGGUUAUUCAAGAGAAUGUCAAACUCAAAGAAGAAGCAAUGGAUUUUCGACAGAUACUCACUGACUUUCAAAUGGGAAGUCCUUAUUCAACUCACUUGAGAGAGCUGGAGUAAGCCCCCCGCAAUACCUUUGAUCUCGUAGCUGAAUCCUCUCAAGACAAUCUAACGAGUAGAGAAGUUUCCUUCCCUGUAUCACUAAGAUCGUAGCUAUUUUCUCACAUAGUUCUUCGAGUUUCUCUCUGUUUUGGCAUGGUUUUAAUAAGCCUUUAUCCUUUACUCAGCUGUAUAAAUUGAAGAAAUAAGAACUUUUAA
Messenger RNA from Cucurbita maxima (winter squash), 1179 nucleotides. RefSeq names its product basic leucine zipper 43-like. Gene Ontology annotation, biological process: regulation of DNA-templated transcription. Bases 481 to 981 code for a protein of 166 amino acids. The record is from RefSeq and is a predicted model, not a curated record. The transcript has a single exon. Lineage: Eukaryota; Viridiplantae; Streptophyta; Magnoliopsida; Cucurbitales; Cucurbitaceae. Gene Ontology annotation, molecular function: DNA-binding transcription factor activity.